Leptonychotes weddellii (Weddell seal) is the source of this 615-nucleotide messenger RNA. Lineage: Eukaryota; Metazoa; Chordata; Mammalia; Carnivora; Phocidae. The record is from RefSeq and is a predicted model, not a curated record.
CCUAGUCCCGCCUCGCGGGCCGGAAGUGCGCGCGCCGGCGACAUGGCGGCUGCGGCGGUCCCGCUGCGGAUCCUGCGCCGCCUCUGCCGGGUGUUGCUCUUCCUCUUCCAGUUCUAUAUCUUGUCUGGCGGGGGAUCCUUAAAUUUAGAGCAGUCGCAGCCGCUGGCUCAGUCAAUAAAGGAUCCGGGCCCAACACGUACUUUCACAGUAGUUCCCAGGGCAGCAGAAAGUACUGAUAUCCCACCUUAUGUGAUGAAGUGUCCAAGUAAUGGUUUGUGUAGCAGACUUCCUGCAGACUGUGUAGAAUGCAAGACAAACUUCUCCUGUGUCUAUGGCAAGCCUGUCACCUUUGACUGCACGGUCAAACCUUCCGUCACCUGUGUUGAUCAAGACUUCAAAUCCCAAAAGAACUUCAUCAUCAACAUGACUUGCAGGUUUUGCUGGCAGCUUCCAGAAACCGAUUAUGAGUGUUCCAAUUCCACCAGCUGCAUGACGGUGUCCUGUCCCAGGCAGCGUUACAUUGCCAACUGCACCGUGAGGGACCACAUUCAUUGCUUGGGUGAGUUGGAGUUCAAGGAAAUUCGUGAGCAAAAUACUUUUCUUUAAGCUUACAUG